GGCCCGGGAGCCUGCGCGAGCGCGGAGGGGCUCUGCGCGGCGGAUCCGCUCCCCGGCGCGCCCGCAUCCCCUGCUGGCCCCAGGGCUCCGCGCGUUUGGCACCUCCGAAGGAGGCGAGGGGAGGAGGCUGGCAGCCCGAGCCGGGCGCGAGGACUGUGUCCGGGCACCAGGGUCCCAUCAGAGUGUGUCCAGUGAUACAGACAGAUAUUGCAGGGUAGCCUGGAGCAUGCAGGUGUGUGGACAGACCAGCUUCCAGUGGAUCCCACUGAGACUGAGCUUCAGUUUUGCCCAAGGCC
Chinchilla lanigera (long-tailed chinchilla) is the source of this 296-nucleotide messenger RNA. Its product is annotated as basic proline-rich protein-like. NCBI's taxonomy places the organism in Eukaryota, Metazoa, Chordata, Mammalia, Rodentia, Chinchillidae. The record is from RefSeq and is a predicted model, not a curated record.